UAUCGAUAAAUUACAAGCAGCUGAUUGGCAGAAACAAGGUAGAAGAAGACCCAGUCCAACACGUGCGAUUGUUUAUUGUGAAAUGGAUUCCGGUAUUUGUUACAUCAAACCAGAAUACCUGGUAACUGAAACUGAGGGCAGCAGUGCAGCAGCUAACACUGAAAACAGCGAGAACAACAAAAGAAAACGCGAGGACGCCGAAGAUGUGAAAGACGGCGGAAAAAAGAAAUGGGACAAAAAGGAACGCAAGCGUGGACAGAACAAAAACCGCCCAGUUUUUAAGGACGAGCGGUACUCGCAUCUGUGCCACUCGCUGAUCGACGGAACCGGUGGAGAACCUUGUUCUCUUGCCAACUGUCGCUAUGUUCACGAUUUGGAUGCCUACUUGGCCGCCAAGGGUGAGGACCUGGGCCUCGAAUGCUAUGUGUACACCACCAAGGGCUAUUGUGCCCGCGGGGUUAGUUGUCGCUUUGCAAAGGCCCACACAAAUGAACAGGGCAGGAACCUCAAAAGGGAGGACUACGAUGAAAACGCUCCUCCAACCACAUUCAAUGGCGUCAGUUCAGAACUCCAAGUGCGUCUGCGAAAACAUGAUUAUGACUUUAGUCGCAGCAAGGAGCUUAUCAAAUUGGCUGAACAGCUAAGAGAUGCGCGAAAACUAAAGGUACAACAGGAAAAGGAAAAGAAUCAGUCUGAAGGGACAGUAAGCUCCACUUCAGGAGAAGAAGAACCUAGUGACACCACCGAAAUACUAGAUGCAGAACAACUGACGGAUUCUAAAAAUGAGCCAACUGGCAUUGGUUGUGUAAUUGAUGAGUCCGCUAUCGGCAGAGAUGCUGAUCAGAAGCCCGCCGUUGACUUCCGCGAGAAACUCGUGCUGUCACCACUUACAACGUUAGGUAAUUUGCCCUUUCGGAGGAUCUGCAAAGAGUUCGGUGCAGACAUCACCUGUGGCGAGAUGGCCUGUGCUCAGCCUCUUUUGAAGGGUAUGGGCCAGGAGUGGGCCCUAACCAAGCGACACCAGAGCGAAGACAUCUUUGGAGUCCAGCUAUGCGGAAAUAAUCCCAACAUGAUUAAUCAGGCGGCGCAGGUUAUUUAUGAGACGGCCCAGGUGGAUUUCAUUGAUCUUAAUAUUGGUUGCCCGAUAGAUCUGAUUUACCAGCAAGGCGGUGGCAGUGCGCUGAUGCGACGAACCAAUAUCUUGGAACUGACAGUGCGCAGUUGUGCAGCCUUGUCGAAUCGCCUGCCCUUCACCGUGAAGAUGCGCACCGGCAUCUAUGCAGAUAAAAGCGUAGCGCACGAACUUUUGCCACUGGUUGAAGAGUGGGGUGCCUCAGCAGUGACCCUCCACGGGCGAUCCAGGGAGCAGCGCUACACUAAACACGCCAACUGGGCUUACAUCGAGGAGUGUGCUGCCAAGGCAAAGCGCAUGCCGGUGAUCGGCAAUGGCGAUAUACUCAGCUACGAGGAUUACAUUGAGCGUAGGACGCUGGCACCGCACGUUAGCUCCGUAAUGAUUGGUCGCGGAGCCUUAAUAAAGCCCUGGAUAUUCCAAGAGAUAAAAGAGAAACAUUCCUGGUCUCCAUCGUCCGGGCAGCGCUAUGAGAUGCUGCAAAAGUUCUGCAACUACGGUCUGGAGCACUGGGGCUCUGACACUAAGGGUGUGGAGACCACUCGCCGAUUCCUCCUCGAAUGGCAGUCCUUUCUGUACCGAUACAUACCCGAGGCCUUGCAGACGGCUCCGCCGCAAAAGAUCAACGCUCGUCCGCAAAAGUACCGCGGACGCGACGAAAUGGAGACCCUCAUGAGUUCCGGCAAUGCAGCUGACUGGGUGAAGCUUAGUGAAUCGCUGCUGGGUCGUGUACCAGAAGGUUUUACUUUUGUACCCAAGCACAAGGCGAAUGCCUUUUAGAUUGCUUUUGUAAAUAAAUUUGUGGUUUUGAAGUUAUGUGCGGUGUGACAUAACUGCUGUUAUGGAAAUAGGUUGGACAAUUUCUUAAGCAUAAGUUUAGCGGCAGAACGACAUGCAAUUGUCUUAGUAAAAAUAUACGCCUUUAUUGAUA
Molecule: messenger RNA, 2063 nt
Organism: Drosophila yakuba
Lineage: Eukaryota; Metazoa; Arthropoda; Insecta; Diptera; Drosophilidae
Gene: Dus3
Product: tRNA-dihydrouridine(47) synthase [NAD(P)(+)]-like
Exons: 4
Coding region: 83-1912 (609 amino acids)
Biological process (GO): tRNA processing
Molecular function (GO): flavin adenine dinucleotide binding; RNA binding; tRNA dihydrouridine synthase activity
Source: RefSeq, a predicted model, not a curated record